GGAGGCCAAGACCCAGACCACGUCCAAUGGUGGAGGGGGCUACACAACAUGUUCAAGAAACGCAAAAAUCUGAAUAUUCGGCAGCGGCGCCUGAGCGAGGAGGAGCCCGCGGCGGAGGGCGAGGCGGCGGGGACCAACAGCAACGAUGACAGCAACUCCAACCUGCCGCCGGCCGGGAAGAAGGAGAAAAAGAAGGCCAAAGAGAAGGAGCCCAAGAAGCAGUCCAUCCUGAGCUUCGAGGACGAGCUGGAGGCUGAUGAUGGCAUCAUGUUUCAAGAAAAGAAGUCUAGCCUCAGUUACAAGCUGAGGAAGGAGAUGAAAAAGGAGAGGAAGGAGAAGAGAAGAGAGGAGAAGGAAAAGCAGAGACAGGCAGAGGGGAAGGACAAGUUCAGAGAGAAGGACAAGAAUGGGGGCCCCACAGUGUCUGAAUUGGAUGAGCUGGGGAUCCGCAUUGUAAAUGGUCGUGAGGCAGAGAGCAUCGGUGCUGAGCCGGGCGACUCAGACUCUGAGGAAGACACACCGGGCCAACACAAGUUCCGGCCAAAAGGAGCCAAAACAUCCCAGUCUCUUGACCCUUGGAAGAAGAUAUUGCAGAGUGGACAGAUCCCUGAUGCCAACAUGAUCCACGCUAUCCGCAAACAAAGGCAGCAGGCCAGGGAGCAGGGUGACAUGAUUCCCAUUGAUGACACCGUUAGGGUGGAGGAAAGCAAGGGCCGGUUGGUGCGAGACGACGACAAUGAUCGCAGCGAUGAUGAGGAAGGGGAGUCCCGCAUGGACUUCUCGGUGAACCAUCAGGCAAGAGACAGACAGCAGCGUCGAGAGGCCUUUAUUGCCGCACAAGAUGAUGAUGGCACGGACAACAGUGACCACGAGCGUGAGUGGGAGAAACAACAGUUGCUGAAGGCUGGGGCAAGUACGAAGGUGGCUGGCUGUGAGGGUGAGGGAAACCAGGACAGUCAGACAGACCCCAGUGCCAGCAGCCACUUCACUGCCCCUGUAGACAAUGGUGCAUUGGCGGUGGCUGGAGCCGGCAGCAUUGUUCAGCCAGAGCCUCGGCUGUGGGGCCAAGAGAGCCUCAUUCCUGCAUCCUCAUCUGCACUGCCACGGCCCUCCAACUACCAGGCGGAGGGCAUCAUCAAGCGCCUCCAGGACAGUCGCACCAGCCUGGAGGAGGUGUACCGGCGGCACCGGAAGGAGGCGGACACGGUGGAAGAUGAUCUUGUGGUCUGCAAGUGUACCAUCUCUCUGUGCAGCAAGGAGGAGCAGCCGCUGACCAGCAUCUUCCAGUUCUAUCAAGAUAUCCGUGGGUAUGUCACUGACUUAAGAGACUGUCUGAAUGAAAAGGUCCCAGAGAUAAGCAGCCUUGAGGAGCAGGUAUAUGCACUGUACCGGCAGCGAGCACAGAAGAUGGUCCAGCGGCGGCGGCAGGAUGUCAAGGAUCAGAAUGAUGAAUUUUCCCCCUUUGCUGGCAAGGGAGCAAUGGGAGAUGAGUACCGGACAAGACGUGCAGCAGAGAGGGAAGGCCGGAGGACCCGCAGGAGAAGAGAGCGAGAAAAAAGAGGCGAUUCAAACCAUCAUGAUGGAAUGUCGACAGAUGACGAGGAGUCUCAGUCAGAGAUCCAGCUAAUGCAGAGUGACCUAGAGCACAUAGCUGCUGAAGCUCGCAAGAUUUUUGAGGAUGUAGAGGAUGAUUUUUCACAACUGAAGCGCAUCAUGACCAAGUUUGAAGAAUGGAAGGCCAAGGAUGGUCCAACAUAUUCUGAUGCUUAUGUCUCCUACAACCUCCCAAAGAUAUUUGCCCCAUAUAUAAGACUCCAAAUGUUGCUGUGGAACCCAUUAAUGAAGGACAGCGAGAGUGUGGAGGUUGAACGCAUGAAGUGGUUCAACUUGUUACUUCUGUAUGGAACUGGUGAUGCUCCUGAUGACGACCCACGUCACCUAAGAGAGGAUUCCGAUCGCAAGCUGAUGUCACAUUUAGUGGAGAAAAUUGUUUUGGUGAAGCUGAAAGAACUUGUUGGAUGCUGGUGGGAUCCCUUGUCCCAUACGCAAACAGUGCGGUUAGUGAACAUGGUGAGGCAUUAUGCUGAAGCCUAUCCCAGCUUGAAUCCCAGUUCCAAGCCUCUGAGGGAACUCACACAUGCCAUCAUCAACAAGAUUAGAGAUGCCAUAGACAAUGACAUCUUUAUACCAAUGUUUCCCAAGAAUGUUUAUGACAACAAGAACUCUGGAGUGAGCCUAUUCUUCCAGCGACAAUUCUGGGUGGCUUGGAAGCUUCUUAGUUCCACUUUGAUGUGGCACAAGGUUCUCAGUGACUCGGUCAUUCAUGACCUUGCAGUACGGUCACUGCUAAAUCUAUACCUUUUGCCAGCUCUCAAUCUUGCAACUGAAAUAAACCCCACCGACGCCCUUGAUAAAUGUAGGAAUGUUAUCAAUGCUUUGCCACGAUCCUGGGUCAAGAGUGAAGGAACUCAUGUUUUCCUUGGUCGUUUAGAAGAUUUCCUAAUUAAAUUGUCUGAGAAGCUGGAUCCUACCACACACACCCCAGCUCUCAAGGAAGUUUGUGACCUCCUCAAGUCCAUUGGAGCUACAGCACAAGCAGAGAAAAUAGCCUACAAAUAUCUCUGAACACAUGGCAACUGAUAUUGUGAUGGCAGUGAUACAUUUUUGAUGCCGAGGUAAAAAGUGUCACACAGGUAAAAUUUCUUAAAAUUGUAAUGAACUAGAUAUUAUAUCUUAUAAAUACUCCUACCUUGAGAAGAGUAAUUAAAGGAAUGAAUUGAGAUGUUAUAUGGUAUGGGUAUAUAGCUGAAAUGCAUCCUUUAUAGUAAAGGUUGGUUGGUCAUUGUCCACUUAAAGUAACACAUUAAAAAUGCUUUUGUAUAUAAAUUUUUCUUACUGAUUUGUUUAGAUAAAAGAAAAUUCUUCACAAGAAUAAAAGUAAAGAUUUAAGUUGUAUUUUAAUCAGACAUCCAGUUUUGCCAUGCUCCCGUGUCUUUGACCACCACUAUCAGCAUUUAUAUUUUAUUGUAGUUAGGGUUGAAAUUUUGCAAGAGCCCUUGACAUGCAGGAACAAUAAGACUGUUGAAAAAAGAGAGAGAGAGAGAGAGAGAGAGAGAGAGAGAGAGAGAGAGAGAGAGAGAGAGAGAGAAAAGGGGGGGGGGGGAUUGAUACUCCGAUAAAAAUGAUAUUCUAAUUCAUGGGCACAUUUACCUCAGUGAUCUUGUGCCUGGCUAAAGGGGAGGAUCUGGCACCCUAUUUUAAGAAAUUAGUUGAUUUUUUUUUUAAUAAAUGAAAUGCUCUUGCAUGACCAUUUGUGCAUAAGCUAUCACGUGGCAGCUUUAUUUUUUUUCCACAUUAAAAAUGUCCCAACAAGCCUGACUUUAAAUACUUUAGAAGUGGGCAGGGGGCAGGAAUUGAUUUUUUAUGUUAUUUUCGAGAUAUGAUAAAAUAAUCACAUACCAAUGUAUUCUAAACUAAACACAUUUGAACAGAAAUGGCCAUACCAAAGUGCAUGAAUUAAGUUUGGUUAUAAUGAACUUGGUCCUAUUGUGAGUACAGUCACCCUCAGUAUCUGUGGGAUGUUUGGUUCUAGGACUCCCCAGAUAUCAAAAUCUACAGAUGCUCAAGGCUCAUAAAUUAAAUGGCAUAGUAUUUGUAGAUAACCUAUACAAAUUCUGUAUUCUGUGGGGUUUAUAGGCUGUAACUGUGUCGGCAUCACCUCUAUCCCUUGUCAUGAAAACAAUUUCUUUACCUCACUAAAAUUUCACAUAUUAGUUUACUUCUCUUGUUUUUACUAGCAAGUUAUAUCUAUCUUGUCUAGUAUUGUUAUCAAUAUACAUACUCAAUCUCAUGCUAAAGGGAGAGCAGUUACCACAUUCACAAGUGCUGACUCUCCAUUGAGGCGGCGAGCCUAAUGACAAAGGUAAACUUGAGGGAAUACGUUAUAGCUGCCCAUGGCCUCUGUGCUCAUCUGUUAUACUUGCCCUUGAGCCUAGGUAAGAACUCAUUACCCAGGACACAGGGCCAGUGGUAUAUUCAGGUUACCACAGUUUGCCUUCCCCAGGUACUCAUUUAAUGACCAACCAGAAAGGAAGUAUGAACAGAUGAGUGAGCAGCAUGCUGGCUGCCUGCCCAUGGAGAUUUUUUCAUGUGAAAAAAAAAAAAAAAAAAAAAAAAAAAAAAAAUGCUGAUACCAAUAAUUUCAAUGGUUAAAAAAUAUUCAGGGAAGUCAAUCAAGGCCUAAGGUGAGUGUUUGGCAAUGUUUUCCAUCACUGUCAGAGGCUCCAUAACCACAGGAUGUAAAGGGAUCACAGCCUCACCUAUUAAACAUCAUAGCCUAGCAUAGCUGUCAUUUGCACAGAUUCAGUAUAGUGCUCUGCACAGCAAGUUCACUUUUACUUUUGGGAACAAUUAUUUUUUUCUCAAUUCAUGAUUGGUUAAAGUUGCCGAUUUGGAACCCACUACUAUAGAAGGCUGACUAAAUCAGUGACAAAUUCAUUGGAAUAAAGCAUGUGAAGAACAAACAUUAGUCAAAUAUUCAGUCUAUAUAUUCUUCAGACAAACACAGUUGAAAAGUUAUGCACUUUCACAUCUUUUAUAUGUUCUUUAGGAAAAGGUAACAAGAAAGUGGUGAAAGUAUUAUGAAGGGCCAAAGUUACAUUUAGGAUCUUUGAAGACAAACAAAACUGCUGAUACAAUUUUUUUAGAAAGUUUUUAUAUGACAAAUAUGUAUGUACAAAUAAAGCUUUAUAUGA
Eriocheir sinensis (Chinese mitten crab) is the source of this 4754-nucleotide messenger RNA. Its product is annotated as PAX3- and PAX7-binding protein 1-like. The transcript is spliced from 15 exons. The record is from RefSeq and is a predicted model, not a curated record. Gene Ontology annotation, biological process: mRNA splicing, via spliceosome. The coding region runs from base 49 to 2625 and encodes 858 amino acids. Gene Ontology annotation, cellular component: nucleus. Lineage: Eukaryota; Metazoa; Arthropoda; Malacostraca; Decapoda; Varunidae. Gene Ontology annotation, molecular function: DNA binding.